AUGGAUCCGAGACAAAGGAUACCUAUAAAUCCCAACGGAGAGGGUGUCCCCUUUCCAAAGGUUCCCCCUGAGAUGCAACAGCAGAUGAAGUAUCCACCGCGGUUUCCACCGAUGGCAUACAGAAUGGAGUAUUCUGCACCGAUGGUGGAACCACCAAUGUCAGAUUCACCGGGAACUACACCGAGAGGGCAUAUGCCUGGUGUACCAUACCAUCAACCACCUCAUUCACACCCAUACCAGCAACAUCCGCAUCCACAUCCACAUCAAGGGAUAACGUCGGUCACUCAUAUAAGACAAGUACCGCAGAUGACACCGGUUAUAGGAUAUGAUGGCACUGUAUACCCUCAUAUGAACUUAAAUCCCCCGCCUAUUAGUGCUAUGCAUAUGCAACCAUAUAUGGCGAACAAUCCGCAACAUAUGAUACCGCCACGCUUUGAAAUGUAUGUGAAGGCACCGAUGCCAUUCAAUCAACCAAGACCGGGGGAUCAAACAUGUUCACCAAGGCCACAACUGCCACCGCCAAAACCAGAUAUAUCAAAGAUGGAUACUGGCAAACUCCUGGAACAACUAGUUACUGUAACCGAUGUGUCCAACGCAACAGAGCCCACAGGCCCGCCUCUCGAAGAGAAGCUACAGAAUUUUGGAAACACGAUCGCGGAUAUACUCAAAUUGAAUGCAGAGAUAUUAGAAUCAUCGAAGUUAACUGCUGGAAAUACUGAAGGUGCUAAUGUUGAUAUGCAGAAACUGGACUCCAUGACCGCUGCUUCAUCUAAACUGUUUUCAAAUGUCGCUAAUAUAUCGCAAGAAAUGCAUGACAUGACAGACAAGCUGCCACCAUUUUAUACUAGGUCGUCACCGUAUUUCAGGAACCUAGAGAUAAAGUCAGGGGGAUUCACAUCGUUCUCUCAUACACACAUACCGCAGGCAGCAGUGUCCGCUCAACUAGUCAGGUUACAGGCGGAGUUCCUGCAAAAACAUCCCAUCAGACCUCAGAAGGACCAAUGUUUAUGA
Molecule: messenger RNA, 1011 nt
Organism: Babesia sp. Xinjiang
Lineage: Eukaryota; Apicomplexa; Aconoidasida; Piroplasmida; Babesiidae
Exons: 1
Coding region: 1-1011 (336 amino acids)
Source: RefSeq, a predicted model, not a curated record